Bufo bufo (common toad) is the source of this 3221-nucleotide messenger RNA. It is a transcript of the gene RARB, whose product is annotated as retinoic acid receptor beta. Lineage: Eukaryota; Metazoa; Chordata; Amphibia; Anura; Bufonidae. The coding region runs from base 541 to 1884 and encodes 447 amino acids. The transcript is spliced from 8 exons. Gene Ontology annotation, cellular component: transcription regulator complex; nucleus. Gene Ontology annotation, molecular function: RNA polymerase II cis-regulatory region sequence-specific DNA binding; zinc ion binding; nuclear glucocorticoid receptor binding. Gene Ontology annotation, biological process: cellular response to corticotropin-releasing hormone stimulus; regulation of transcription by RNA polymerase II; retinoic acid receptor signaling pathway. The record is from RefSeq and is a predicted model, not a curated record.
GAAGGGUUCAUGGAGAGUUCACUCGCAUAUAUUAGGCAAUCCAAUCUUUCAUUUUGUGUGACACAAGUAGUAGGAAGUGAGCUGCUCAAAAGCAGAAGGAUCUAUUCGCUUCAGAAGGGGGGACCUGGGUCCCGGAUGAAAUAAAGCUUGUUAUUUUUACCCACUUUCAGCUCAGUUCCAGCUGGAGAGCAGGUUCAGCGUCUUCACCGCUGCAGAAGGCUGCAAGCAGCUCCAGGAAUUUAGAGACAUUUUGCCCUGCAGCUGACAGCUUGGAUUUCUCCUCCCCCUCCCUUAUUUCGCCUGAUCUGCUGGAAUGGCUGGGAAGCUUGGAAAAUAGUAAAUGAUCAUUUGGAUCAAUUACAGGCUUUUAGCUGUGUUGUCUGUCAUAAUUCAUGAUUCUGGUCUGGGAAAUAGACCAACAGCCGACGUGCCAAAAAAAAGGGGCAGAGUUUGAUGGAGUUGGGUGUACUUUUCAAUGCCAUUUUACUCUGCACCUAAAGGAAAAGCACUUUUCCAGGCGUUCUGUAUAGGGGGGACAUCAUGUUUGACUGUAUGGAUGUGCUAGCUGUGAGCCCUGGGCAAAUGCUGGAUUUCUACACUGCAAGCCCGUCUUCUUGCAUGCUCCAGGAAAAAGCUCUUAAAGCAUGCUUCAGCGGAUUGGCACAGACAGAAUGGCAGCACCAGCACCGGCACAGUGCUCAAUCCAUCGAAACACAGAGUACUAGUUCCGAGGAGCUGGUGCCGAGUCCCCCAUCCCCACCCCCUCCUCCUCGAGUUUACAAACCCUGUUUUGUGUGUCAGGACAAGUCAUCAGGAUAUCACUAUGGAGUCAGUGCAUGUGAGGGGUGCAAGGGCUUCUUCAGGCGGAGUAUUCAGAAGAACAUGGUUUACACUUGUCACAGGGAAAAGAACUGUGUUAUCAAUAAAGUGACACGGAAUCGCUGCCAGUACUGCAGACUACAGAGGUGCUUUGAAGUGGGAAUGUCCAAAGAAUCAGUGAGAAAUGACAGAAACAAGAAGAAGAAAGAGCCCUCGAAACAGGAGUGUACAGAGAACUAUGAGAUGAAUGCCGAGCUCGAUGACCUGACAGAGAAAAUCAGAAAAGCGCAUCAAGAAACCUUCCCCUCCCUGUGUCAGCUGGGAAAAUACACUACGAAUUCGAGUGCUGAUCACCGGGUGCGGCUAGACCUUGGUUUAUGGGAUAAAUUUAGUGAACUUGCAACAAAGUGCAUUAUUAAAAUAGUGGAAUUUGCAAAGCGGUUACCUGGAUUUACAAGCCUGACCAUUGCAGAUCAGAUCACUCUACUAAAAGCCGCCUGUCUGGAUAUUUUGAUUCUUAGAAUUUGCACAAGAUAUACGCCUGAGCAGGACACAAUGACUUUUUCAGAUGGCCUUACACUCAACCGAACUCAGAUGCACAACGCUGGGUUUGGUCCACUCACCGACCUUGUGUUCACAUUUGCCAACCAGCUCCUGCCCCUGGAAAUGGAUGACACAGAAACUGGCCUGCUCAGUGCCAUCUGCUUAAUUUGUGAAGACCGUCAGGAUCUUGAAGAGCCGGCUAAAGUAGAUAAGCUGCAGGAGCCAUUACUGGAAGCAUUGAAAAUGUAUAUCAGAAAGAGAAGACCCAACAAGCCCCAUAUGUUUCCAAAGAUUUUAAUGAAGAUCACAGAUCUUCGCAGCAUUAGUGCAAAAGGUGCAGAACGCGUUAUCACACUGAAGCUGGAAAUACCCGGAUCAAUGCCGCCCCUCAUUCAGGAAAUGCUGGAGAACUCAGAAGGCCACGAGGCAUCCAGUCCAAGUGAGAAUGCACCAGAGCACAGUAACAGCAUCUCAACUAAACCAGAGGAGGAGAAGGUCAGCAAAUGUGCACAGGUGCAAUAGGGCCUGACCCUCCACAAGACAUUCCCAACACAAUAUGCACACAAGGAUGACAAGCAAGGAGCAGCUUUCCCAACCCCGUUGAUGAAUUUGCAGAUCCAAAACGCGUUCAGAUUCCUCAGCAAGAAAAGACCAAGCUGGUUUUCAUUUAUAUAAACCUAUAUACUUUUGCUGUUUACAUUCUUAACUUUUGCUGGACUCUUACAAAUAGAAGAAAACCACACUAAAAACAGCCAUUUUACAGAACAAGAAAUAAAGCUACGUCUAUUUUCUCUUCCGAUCAUCAGAUUGCAUGAUCUUUGAAGACUUUGUACAUAACCUAUUUACUGUUCUUUCUGCUGGAUGUUUGGUGCUUUUCAUCUGUCUUGCAUACAUAAAAAUGAUCAAGACGAGAUUAAAAAAAAAAAAAAUGUAAAAAAAAAAACAAAGCAAAUGGACUGUUGUAUGUGUCCAUGUAAGGAGCAUAGGCUGUCAAAUAGGUCAUAACAUGCCCUUAACUGCAUUGCGUCUAUUCCCCUCCUCCGGCCUGUCGGAGGAAGUUGUGGAGGAAAAUUCACUACAUUAUCUGAAGCCAGUUUUGUAUCUGAGUAACUGCCUGUUCCGUUAGAAGACAUUUUAUUGUAGAGUUGUCAGUGUCACUUUAAGAAGGUGGAUCAAACAGAUGUGAUUGUUCUGGUGGACGAUAUUUACAGGUGGAUUACUGCAGUAAUUGUAGCCUCAAAGGCACUUUCCAGUGUUACAAUGUUUUUUUUGUCUGUUUCCUUUUUUCAUGUUUACCUGUUCACAAGCCAUUAGAGAAAUGUUUGUGUGUGGUUCACUACUUAUGAGUGGGUAUUACAUAAAAGCCCCUUUACCCUUUUAUUUUACCCAGAAUACAUCUCUCUUGUGCAAACCCCUCAUCUCACUACAACUCUAAAGUUAUGGGAGUCCGGCUGAAACACCAUUUGGGCUACUUGAGAACGGCAGAGCAUGCUAGGAGCUGCUAUCCUUUAACACUAGCGGCAGCUGCAGGUUUUCUCAGCUGUGUGUGUCCUACAAUAGAGAUGAGCAAAUCGAUUCCUCUCAUCAGCAGGGCUUCUGUCCCCGCAAAUGAAGAAGCGCCCACCUGCCGGAAGAUUGACAGGGCCGGACAUUUAGCCAUGACCAUUUCCCGGCGACUGUGCAGACGCGGUACUGAAGCUGAGCCUGUGUCCUUGCUCUGUUAACCAGAGCAGCGUCAGGUCAGGGCUGGGCUAAAUGUCUGGCCCUGUCAAUGUGGCAGCAGGUGGGCGCUUCUUAAAGGACAUCUGUCAGCAGAUUUGUACCUAUGACACUGGCUGACCUGUUACAUGUGCACUUGG